CAGGUAACGGCGCCGAAGUUCCCUGUUGUGAUCAAGAUCGGGCACGCGCACAGCGGCGUGGCCAAGGUGAAAGUGGACUCUUUGGCCGACUUCCAGGAUAUAGCAGGCGUGGUGGCAAUGCUGGGAACAUAUUCUACUGUAGAGCCAUACAUCGAUGCUAAGUACGACAUCCACAUCCAAAAGAUUGGAACAAACUACAAAGCCUUUAUGCGCAAAUCUAUAUCCGGCAAUUGGAAAACUAAUCAAGGCUCCGCUAUGCUUGAAGCUAUUGGCAUGAACGAUAGAUACAAGAUGUGGAUCGACGAGGUCAGCGAGAUAUUCGGUGGUCUGGAAGUAUGCGCCCUGGAGCUGGUAGUGGGAAAAGACGGUCGUGAGCACAUCAUCGAGCUCAAUGAUUCCGCCACCUCCUUUAUGGGUGACUCGCAGGAAGAGGACCGACGUAAUCUCGCAGAACUCGUCUUCCAACGCAUGCAGUCCGUCUGCCGACCCGGCUUAACAAAGACUACUUCCCGAAGCUCAGUUGCGGGUAGCGGUGCCGCUUCACCCGAAGAACGCUCUAUUGCCUCAGGACCUCCCAGCGUACCACCUCCCGUGCCGCUCGCCACCGCUGCCAGUAUCGACCGCCCACUGCCGCCCAUCCCUGCAGAACCAUCGCAACCGCCACCACCACCAUUAGCUCGCCGUGACUCGCAAGCAUCACAAUCAUCGACCGUAUCUUCGGCAUCGGUCGCGCCUAGUACUGCUAGCAGCUCUGCAACCCCCGCGGUGCCAUCCGCAGCCAGCACUGCUCGCAGCGGCUUCGCCCGUCAAGGCUCGCUCAGCGCAACUCUUACAGAAGACGCAGAAGACACUAUGAAGAACCUCCGUAAAACCUUCGCUGGGAUCUUUGGAGACAUGUAACACGAUCCAAACAUAGAGAACCGACUUCCUUAACACCUUAUAAGCCCCGAUCCUUACGAUGUUCGAAGUGCCGUAACUAGUUAGUCAGAUGAAGUUGUUCUUACAUUUAUUGCAUCUUCAGACGUUGCCUACUGAAUACUAUAUGCUUGUAAUAAAAAGUUUAAAUAUAAUCAAAAAUGAAGUCACGAUAAAUAGAGAUUCUCUUAAAUAAUUAGAGAAAACUUUGAUUUUCUUCCGAUAAGACUCUACUCGAAGUAAUAACGUAAUGUUUGAAACUAUUGCUUGAAGUUAUCUGACUUAUAAAGUGCCCAUUGGGUAUUAUAUAUAGGUGUCCUGAAAGUAUGUUCACAGAAUGCAAUUUGAAUGUUACGUACCUUAACAUUUAAUACAUUAUAGGUACGACAGGCAAUUUUGAACAUCGUAUUAGAUAUGGUCUCAUCGUUAUUCUUAACUUAAUUGUUAUAAAGAACUCGUACUUCUACGCUAAGUUUGGCUAUAAAUAAACGAGAAAUAUAUUUGCGUACUGUGACUUUGGAGAAUGAUAUAAAAAUACAAAAAGUUAAAUCUUGAUGGGAAUAUCCGUAAAUGCUUAACAGCAACAUAUUGACACUGUUAUAACCAAAAGAAGGUAGAGAAACAAGGUUGAUGCCUUAUUUUUUAAUAAAAUAUGAAAUUAUAGCCAAAACAUAAAAUAAUCAAUGAAGUUUUUAUAAUAACAUACCAAUGAUAUUUAACUCAGGUGCGAUAGAAAAUCAAGUAGUGUUCAAAAUUUCCAUCACAUCAAAAAAUUAUUUAUCGCUAGUUAUUUACGGAUAGAUCAUUAAUAGUGUAUCUUGUUUUUUUUUUACAACCGCAUGACCAUCAAAAAAGAAACAGUUUUGGCGUUAAAUAGUAUCUAUAGAAUUACACAAAAGAGAAAAAGCAGAAUGUGUAAGCCUAGUCUUAAUGUAAUAUAACGAUAGAUUUUUUACAAUAAGUUUAAUAAAGUACGAAUCAACUGAGCUACAUUGUGAUCGAAUCUGAUAAAAGCGAGGCGCAUAUUACUUAUGCGUCUUGUCUAACAUUAGAAGUAGAGAAGCCUUCCACUGUAGUAAACUUCUUUCUAAUUUUACCCACGGCGGUAUGAAAACGAUAGGUGCGUUUGGGGUAAGAGAUUGUGUACGUGAUUGUUUGUGAGUGUGUCUGUCUGAUAUUUUCUUCAAAUGUAGUUGCAAGUUUUGGACGUGGUUUUAUACUUUACAUUGGUAAUUCUUAAGAGCAGAUUGUUAGAUCGGUUAUGUCGAUGCUAUAGUCGUGGGGAAUUGCACUUGUAUCUUUCUACAUUGCAGCUGAUAAUUUUGUUUAGCAAGCUUUUGUGGCUUCACUUUGUAGGAGCUCAUAUGGCUCCUUAUUCAUGAAUGGGUAGAAUUUAUUACAAAUCUGGCUCUACAGGAAUUUAAAUCUUAUUUAUCUGCAAACACGUUUCAAUAAUAUCAGUAUUUGUAUUGAAAAAAACUAUUCUAUUUCUCUAUUGUUAUAAUAAUAUGCAGCAAAUAAAUCUUAAAUAACUUCUUAGUAACACAAAAAUAUCCACAAUUACUUCCAAUGAAUAUUAUUAUGGCUUUUCUGUUGAUCUUGAUGAGAUCUUAAAAAACUGCGAUACACUAUCCAAAAUUUAUUUUAUCUAAACUCACUCAAAAGUCUUAUUCUGCGUCUGAGUUAGAAUCUUGUUCCCGCUGAUUCUCCAAAUUACUCUCGCGAUAAUUUGAGUUCGUUAAGAAUAUUAUAGACAAGUGAUGUUAUUGUAGUAAUUCUUGUCAGCUUCGAGAAGCUUAAUCGCAAGUAAAAGGAGAUUUUAUAUAUUCCACUUUACGAGGAAUGUGAGUAAACCUAAAACGAUAUAGAUUCCUUGUGUGGUUGUUAGUAACUGGGGCGUAAGCAAUGCUAUUUAAGACAAUAUUGUUGAAUGCAAAAAUAUUCCACAUUUUAUAUAUCUUAUUACUAGUUAUAUCUCGUAGUUAUAAGAUUAGUAUUGUUGUAUUUGUGUGAUGCUCACACAAUGUUUUUAAUCUAGUGAUGCUUAAUCAUUUUAGUAACGUUGAUGCAUUGUUUUAUCAAUAACUUUAGUGAAAAUUAGAUAUAAUUUUGCAACUUAGUUACCUAUUCAUUGUUUGGCCCUUAUUGCCUUAUGAAAGUUAUUAUUAUAUUUAUUUAUUUAGUAGGGAAUAUCAUACUUGCAAAUCUUUGUUAAUUCAUAUCAAGAUCGCAUUUUCGUUUUUAAAUUAUUGCAAGUACUUACCUAAUAUAGCGCUUUUUCUACGUCUUGUUCACUGUCCUCAAAAAAUAGACUUCGUGAUAUAAGUAUAUUUAUAAACCUUUUGAUCAAAAUGGUAUACACUUAAAUAAGAAAUUAGUAGUGCAAUUUUAUUAAAUGUUGUUUUAACGCAAUGAUGUGCAUAAUGCAAUAAAAAAAUUCCAUGUUUUAUUUAAUUUUUCUUACAUUUAUCACUUGUUACUGUAUAACUUACAACGAAAAACAAAAAAAAUAUAUUAUGCCAUGCCUGAGUACCAAAAUACUAAAAAUAUUUUAUACUUAACUCUAUCAUUAUUACUAACGCAAGCAAAUCUAAAUCUAACUAAUAGGUGUCUUGCACUACUGAGGCCUUGGCAUUGUAACGUACAUCCUAAACUAAAUAUUCUUAGAUUAUAUUUAUACAUGCACAUGGUAGCAAAUUUUUGACACGAUACCUUUAGCUAAUAAUAAUAAGUGUCUACGAAAUGCGUUAGAUGACUAUUGACAAAAAUAUAUACCUACCAACGUAAUACCUAUAGCGUGGUACCUACGUUAAAAUAUGAUUGUAAUGUCGUUGAGUUUUGUAAUAAGUCAAUAAUAUUAAUUUAUAUAUUAGACUGUUCUGCGUUUAAUAAUAGUAAGAUAAUUAAUAUAAACACUGAAUAUAAUGCUGUUGUUGUUGUUGCUAAACAAGUUAUACAUUGUGUACCUACUCAUAUGGAAAAUGAUUAAGAUCUGUUCCGAUAAAAUUAAAAUAUACAAAGUAAAGCUCGAAAUAUUAUAAUUUUGUCGCAGCAGUCUUCAGUUAGUAUAAAGAGGCAUGGUUUGUCACAGUUAUAUGUUUAUUAUAGAUGUGUUACAUUUGAUGGGUGAGAAAAGAUUUGGUGUGCAUGAAUAGGUACACCAAAUUAGACGUCAGGUAAUAAACGUCUAAGCUAGUUAGUAAAUACAUGAUUAAAUAGAUCUGUUAUCACCAAGUCUAAUGAAGUAGUAUUUUAGUAUGUAUUAUGAUUAUUCAUAAUAAUUUGCAUUAACGUACCUACUAAAGAUAAUAAAAUAGUAAUGGAAAAUUUAGUUCGUUUACUGAAUAUAGUUAUUUGGAAAUUGGCUUAAGUCCUACCCCUAGCUCUAGAAUAAUGAAUGGCUUGAAAUACGAUCUAUGACAAAAAAAAAGUGCUACAGCAUAGGUAUACAACGAGUGCCGCAAAGAAUAUCACGGAGGCCAUAAAUUUAAUGAUGAUUAAUGAUUUUAAUAAAAUAAUCAAUCUAAUUUAUGGUGGUUAGUCAAAAGGAUUGAAGUCCGAAGAAAAUGGGGUUCGUCAAAUAUUGUUUUGAAUUCUGAAAGCUGUUCAUUGGUCUGGAAUCCCAAACACCGUAGUCCAAGAAACUAUUAAAGGAUGACAUUUUUCAAUGAAGCGCGUUGUAAUAGGCUACGUGCUGUCGAGGCUGGUGAUUCUUUAUCUAUCUAUAUAAAAUGUUUGAUUGUUUCUAACUGUUAUUGUGUUUAAAGUACAUAUGGGAAUAUAGCAAUAAUUUAUAAGUCUGUUAAUUAUUUGACAAAUAACACGUGGCAUCCAUGCCUAUACGAAAGUAAUAAUGUAAUGGAAUUUGU
This is a messenger RNA of Pararge aegeria (speckled wood butterfly), 4784 nucleotides long. RefSeq names its product synapsin-like. The record is from RefSeq and is a predicted model, not a curated record. The transcript has 6 exons. The annotation marks the transcript as partial. Gene Ontology annotation, cellular component: synaptic vesicle membrane; synaptic vesicle. NCBI's taxonomy places the organism in Eukaryota, Metazoa, Arthropoda, Insecta, Lepidoptera, Nymphalidae. Gene Ontology annotation, biological process: neurotransmitter secretion.